Molecule: messenger RNA, 1725 nt
Organism: Cannabis sativa
Lineage: Eukaryota; Viridiplantae; Streptophyta; Magnoliopsida; Rosales; Cannabaceae
Exons: 2
Coding region: 299-1204 (301 amino acids)
Biological process (GO): generation of catalytic spliceosome for second transesterification step; mRNA 3'-splice site recognition
Cellular component (GO): Prp19 complex; post-spliceosomal complex; post-mRNA release spliceosomal complex
Source: RefSeq, a predicted model, not a curated record
CGGCAUUGCAGUUUAAAAAAUUACAAAAUCCGCAUAUCUAGUAUGAAAAAUAGGUCACUACUGUUUGCACCGCGAACAUCCCUAACAUUUAAUAAGGGAUAGACACCUGCAUUGCACGAAAGAUUUCGAAACAACUUGCCAUUUGAAUUUGAAGGAGAAGCAGAGUUAGGUUCCUUUGGGUGUAUUUGUAACAAUCCUAAAACCCUCUCCAAAUCCGAAAUCAGUUACAGCACUUUGCAAUCUGACAGUCGCCCCCUGAUUAGGUUUCGACGAAGAACUCGGAGGCAGGAAGACAACAAUGGCUCGAAAUGAAGAGAAGGCUCAGUCUAUGCUCAAUCGUUUCGUCACCUUGAAAGCUGAAGAAAACAAGAAGCCCAAGGAGCGUCGUCCGUUCUUGGCAUCAGAAUGCCGAGACUUAGCCGAUGCCGACAAGUGGCGCCAGCAGAUCAUGCGAGAGAUUGGUCGCAAGGUUGCCGAGAUUCAGAACGAGGGACUCGGCGAGCAUCGCCUACGGGACCUCAAUGACGAGAUUAACAAGCUUAUCCGGGAGAAAUCUCACUGGGAACGCCGUAUCGUGGAGCUCGGUGGCCCCAAUUACGCUAAGAACUCGGCCAAGAUGACUGACCUAGACGGCAAUAUUGUUGACGUUCCAAACCCUAGCGGCCGUGGCCCUGGAUACCGGUAUUUUGGCGCGGCAAAGAAGUUACCGGGGGUUCGGGAGCUUUUCGAGAAGCCGCCGGAGCUUAGGAAGCGGCGGACGAGGUACGACAUUUACAAGAGAAUCGAUGCGAGCUAUUAUGGAUACAGGGACGAUGAGGAUGGGGUUCUGGGGAGAGUGGAGGCGCCUGCGGAGGAUAAAAUGAGGGCUGGGGCGGUGGCGGACUGGCGGAGGAUGGAGGAGAUAAGGAAAGAGGCAAAGAGGUCAGUAAAGAGCGGCGAAGUGGCUAUGGUGGCGAAGGAGGUGUUGUUUGAGGAGGAGGAGGAUGUGGUGGAGGAAGAGAGGAGAAGCGAGAGAGAGAGGGAAUUGAGGGAGAGCACUGAGAAGGAAAAGGAGUUUAUAGUACAUGUGCCUUUGCCUGAUGACAGAGAGAUUGAGAGAAUGGUGGUGGAGAAGAAGAAGUUGGAGCUAUUGAGCAAGUAUGCUAGUGAGGGACUUUUGGAGGAGCAGACCGAGGCCAAACAGAUGCUCAAUAUACAGCGUUAGGUUGCUUGGGACCCUAUACUACUUCAUGCAAAGAUGAGCAGAGCAGUAAAAUCUAUGGACCCAUUAGUCUCUCCACAAACUAGGAAUUGUUUAAAAGGGCUGAAUUGCUGGAUGGAUUGUCAAGAAAAGGGUUGCAUAGUUCUAGUGAUCAUUCACUUUCUUUAGGUUUUUGCAUCCAGUGUCAUAGAUUUCUUGAUACAAACGGUGCUUCAGUAUGCUGGUAGUCAUUUUGUUAGGAAUUUUACAUCUGUAGCUAAACUCAUAGUUUGGUAGUUGAAAUUCAUGUUAACUAAUUUCUCCUAAUUUUGUGCUAAUAUGAAGAGAGAAAUCAUUUUUUGUGUUAGUUCUUCCUUGAUAAGGGUAUCUACUGUUUUCAAGUUACAUUAGAAGAAAGAGUAGUUUGUAAGUAUAAUGAAAUUGUAAGCAUAUGUAUGUGUUUGUAGCAUGAAUUUAAACCGUAUGUGGUUCAACAAUCAAAUCAUAUCUGAUACUAUCUAUUCCGAUUUACUUUUCAUUCAUCA